CACACACACACACACGAUUCAGAAACCCUGAACAUUUCCAGCAGCUCCCAGCAGCAGCUCAGGAUCAUACAGAGAACACUUAAAACAGUGGAAGAUGAAGUGGUGUGUCCUGUUCUGUUUGUUCUUCCUGUGUUUUGCUGCCGAUCGUCUCACCGGGGCUCGAGUCAUUACUGAAGAUGUUCCCUAUGACGAGCCUCUGGCCAGACCCUACUGGCCGUACUCUACCUCUGAUUUCUGGAACUACAUCGAGUAUUUUCGGAGCAUUGGAGCCUACAACCAGAUCAACGACAUGGCCAAGACUUUCUUCGCCCACCAGAAUCUUGGGGACACUUUGGGAUACGAAGUGGCCGAGCCAGAAGGACGCUAAACGGGCAGUCAGACAGAUCUCUGCUGGAGGAUUUAAUGAAUAAUGGCAGAUAUAUAUUGUUUAUUUUGUUUUAGUUAAAUAAUCAAGUUUUAACCUUAAAUUUUAUAAACAUUAGAUGUUUCGAAGUUUUGAUGUGUGUUAAGUGUGAUCUAUAAAAUGUGAAAAAUAUUUUGUAAUCAGUUAUUCUUGUAACAAGUCAUGUAUUAAAGACUUACUUAUCACCUGUUUA
This is a messenger RNA of Hemibagrus wyckioides, 596 nucleotides long. It is a transcript of the gene otos, whose product is annotated as otospiralin. Gene Ontology annotation, biological process: sensory perception of sound. The coding region runs from base 95 to 367 and encodes 90 amino acids. The transcript is spliced from 4 exons. The record is from RefSeq and is a predicted model, not a curated record. Lineage: Eukaryota; Metazoa; Chordata; Actinopteri; Siluriformes; Bagridae.